This is a messenger RNA of Drosophila elegans, 8026 nucleotides long. RefSeq lists its product as uncharacterized. NCBI's taxonomy places the organism in Eukaryota, Metazoa, Arthropoda, Insecta, Diptera, Drosophilidae. The transcript is spliced from 12 exons. Bases 1980 to 7493 code for a protein of 1837 amino acids. Gene Ontology annotation, molecular function: phosphotyrosine residue binding. The record is from RefSeq and is a predicted model, not a curated record.
GGCGCUAACAACAACAAAAGCAACAGCAACAACCUGACAACGAGACAACAACUGCGUUGUAGUUGUGGAAUUCGCAGCACUUAAUAAGUGUAUUUGGCAAAUAACUAACGCUAAAUUGCACAAAUUGUGUGCAAAGAGUAGAUAAUAAUAAUGAAAAAAAGUGCUUUAAAAAAAAAGUCCCACAAAGUGUUCUGAUAACGGGAAAAAUCUCUUGUGAGUGUAAGCAAAAGAAGGAGAGAGUGGGAUAGAGAGAGAGAGAGAGUGAUGAGCGAGUGAUGGUGGAAAAAAAUUCGUCAUUCAUUCACAAGUGCAAUGUGAAAACAACAACAGCAACAAAGGCACAGAAAUAGAGCGGCUUAGGCAACAAAUAAAACAAAUACAACAAAAAAAAAUGAGUGAAGCGCGUGCUUAACCUAAAAGUGCAGGCCACUCACCCACACAAUUACAUACAAUCGGGAACUCAAAUAUACACAUACACAGAUGUGGAGGAGUCUUACACUCAAUUUCAUGCUCUUUGUUUUUCACUUCCGCUAUCCGCAGCCAACAACAACAACAACAAUCGAAAUAUCAACAACAACCACUACAGCAACAAUCGAAAUAACAACAACAACAAAACCAACAACAAAAACAAUGCAUAGUUCCUGCUGAGUAGCUUUUUUUGUAUAAUCGAACGAGUGUCCUUUUGUGUACAUAAAUGUGUGAGAGAUGUGAGAUCCAAGGUAAAUCAGAUGAAAGCCAAUCGAACAACAACCAAACACUGCCGCCAACAAACAAUAAGUUAACAACAAUAGUUAAGAGGAAGAAAACCCGAAGGCCGGAAAACCGGAAGAAAAAAGCACAAGACGAAGGUGUGUGGCCAAAAAGAAAAGAAAGGGAGCACCCAUCCCUCGUAGCUAGCUUCAAUUUCCCAUAGGAAAAAGGAUAACCAAAAACGGAUAUAAAACUUUAACAACAAACUAAAGGAACAACAAACAACUCACAGCAACAACAUAAAACUACAGCCAAACUUUUCGGUAACAACUUACAUACAACAACUAACAACAACACCAAUCGAAAACUAUGACAACUAAUAUGAGAAACAACUUUAAACUACAAAAAUUACAACAAUAAUGAUUAAAAACCAACAACAACUGCAACAACGAAAAGGUUAACAACUCUAGAUGUUAUAAUACUAAAAACUUCCAUACAAAUGCUGAAACAUACCAAAAAAUCAUCCUGCUAUUCCAAAAUUGUAUGACAUUCUAAUGCUAACAAAAAUCAUAACCUUUUAAUCUAUUUGUUAGUUCCACAACUAAAAGUGUACAUAAGCAUUGCAAUUUAUACUAAAACUAAAACUCACUUAACUAUUCGAACAACCAAAAAGCACAAAUUUUUAUAAAUGUUAGAUCUACGGCUUCCAUAAAUUUAUACCGUUAUUAACAAAAGUUUACGGCAGCAUUUAUAGCAAAACCAUUAUACUAAAUAAGGCUAUCAUUUAUACUAUUGAUCUUGUUCACGUAAGAUCACAAAUUUAAAAUAAUAAAUAUAAUUAUAUAACAAUUAUUGGGACUUGGCAUAUAAUGAUAAAUAAAAUAAAAACGGUUUUUGCAUAAAUCAACAACUAAUUUUAACAACAACUCAGAAGAACAAAUUAUUAAGAAACCUGUUGGCCAUUUUUCAAUAACAAAAAUGCCACAACAUUAAACAAAAAAAAAAAAAAUAUCAAAUUACUAUUUUAAAAGUGUAUUUUUAACAAAUAUAAAUCAUGGUAAUAACUACUGUAAUAUGCUAACAAAUUUAUUCAACAGCCAAUUUAUAUUUCUCAUUAAUCACAGGGCAAAUAAUUUAGUAAAAUGCAAAACCUGUGUGAUUAACUAAAAAUUAUUUAAAAUAUAUUAAAAAAAUGAAAUAAUGUCAAAACUGAUAAGCUAACAAAGACGUUUCAACAACCACAUUUUGAAAAUACUCCACACCAAAGGGAAUCGAGGAGAUUCUUUAAGAUGGAGCGCAUGUGGCGAAAAGUGAACCACAGUUUGCGCAACACCAACAAGUCGCAGCAACCACAGCAGCCGCCGGGUGGCGAGGCAGGUGCCACUGCUGGUGGGGCCACUGCAGCGGCCACGCCCCAAUCCACCGACACGAUUAGCUCGGCGGGCGGCUUUGGCGAUGGCCAGCUGGUGGUCGCCGUCCAGGGAUUGGCCGCCGCUGGCGGCGGAUCCAAUGCCACCGGAAGACGGCUGGCCAGCAGCGGCGGCGGCUGCAACAAGUCGCUCAGCCAACAUGUCCUGCAAACGCGUACCGCUUCCUCGGAGCGACGGCGGCGUCGCCGGCGGAAGAGUCGACCGCGACGUGGCGGCGGCAUGGGCGUUACCAGUUGCGUCGGCGACACCGGCGGCGAUAAUAUGUCUUCCUCGGGCGGCUUUUACACUCUGAAAGAACACCAGCACUAUCGCCCCAGUCACCACCAUGGUGGGGGCGUGUCCGGCGGGGGCGGUGGCUCAUCGCGACGCCUGUUCGCCACCUCGGCGCCCAGUGGCACAGUGAUGAUGUAUCCGAAUCCCCAGCGAGCCACGCCACUGGCCCCAUCCACUGGAGGUGGCGGAGGAUCUGGUCCCGGCCAGGCAUCCACUUCGGGUGGUGCUGCGGGAGGAGCAGGAUCUGGAGGUGGAGCUGGAACUGGAGGACAGCCGGACAUCUCAUUGCGACAGCGGGCGGUGGCCAAGUUGCGCAUGUUCAACUUCCAUCUCAACUGGGACCUGCACAUGACGCACUGCAAACCCUGCGGUCCUCGACUGAGCGGUAGUGGUGGCAACAUAAUCACCCGCCGCUUGUGCCGCAAUCGUCGGCGGGAGGACAACGAACUGUACCGCUCCAAUAGCUUCAAGUUCGAGCGUUUCGAGCGCAAGGAGUGCCUGGAGGAGCUAUCCAACACGUUGCAGAAGCAGAUUGCCAUCUGUGAUGAUUACAGCCUGCCCGUAGACUUUGUUAAAAAACGACCGUCCAGCUUCGAUCCGUGCCUGGCGGAGGCGAUACCAGCGAAUCCCGAGCACUGGAUUGCCCCCAGUCCGCAAACCGAGUUUCUGCCAUUUGGCGAAGCCCAACAAGCGUUGCAGCUACAAGCAGCAACAGCAGCAGCAACAGCAGCAACAACAUCAGCAGCAGCAGCGGGAACAGCACCUCAACUACCGCCCCCGCUGCCCGCCCCCGCUGCAACAUUGCCCAGUCAGGCGGCAACAACAGCAGCAGCAGCAGCAGCAACAGCAACAGCUGCGAUUUUGGCCAACCACCAGCAACAUCAGCAUUUGAGCAUCAGUAGCAGCAACAACAACAACAACGGCAGCAACACACACAGCCAACAGAAUACGCACAGCAACAAUAACAACACAUUGCCAGUGGGGGCACAACAGCAACAUCAUCAUCAGCCGCAACGUGCAACAUUGCAACAUCCGCCGCUGCCAAAUAGCAACAUCAAGCAGGCAUCGGUGAAGUUGAUCGAAGGAUAUUCAGACCCAAAGGAUACGCGUAAUCACAAAAAGGUUUAUCACAAAAAGGCCAAGAAACGCACGGCUCCUGGCCACAAGCGCCAUCAGCAACAGCAUCAGCAGCAGCAGCAGCAACAGACAUUGCCGACGCCCAGAGGCUCACAGCAACAGCAGCAGCAACAACAAUUGCAUCAGCGACACUCCACCUACAACAACAACAACGGCAACUUAAGAAAAGAUAAACGGAAUAGCCAAUAUAAUUCAGACUCUUCGGCGCCGAAAUCCUCCGACGACGAGGCGGACAUAGACGAGGAGGUUGAGCAGCAGCCGCUGCCCGUGCCGCAGCCUCCAGCCCAGACCGCUCCGCUGACAGCGGCGGGUCUCAACUCCCCAGACUCCAUAUCCGAUGACCUGGUGCGUCCGCUGCCACCGCAACUUCAGCGCAGUCCGCGCAAACUGACCGUCGCCCCAGUGGAGCACAACAAGCGCCAGCCCUCGCCCUACUACUACUCCGAUCUGCUCAAGAGUCGCGACAAGGAUAAGGACAAGGAACGCGAUAAGGACAGGGAGGACUUUAAGCUCAAGUGCCGCCAGUCGACGGCCAGUGAACCGCCGCAGCAAACGCCCACUCAGUUGGGUGGCUACCGCAAGAGCUCCAGCUUGGAUGUGCCGCCGGCGGAGGAGCAGCAGCAGCAGCAGCCGGAAGCAGAGAGCCACGAGGAGGAGGAUCCCCGGACGGGACAGGACUCGCAGUCGACGCCCAAGCGAUACAGUUUCACCGAGGAGGGUGUGCACAUCAUCCGCUGCGAGACGCCCAGCACCAGCACUUCCGAGGAGUCCGAUUGCAGUGAGUGCCUCAAGCGACGCGAGUGGCACGCCCGCGCCUUGGCCUUAGUCCGCAAAACCUGCAACGUCCAGCCAAGGAACCAGCACCAGAACCAGAACCAGAGUCAAAAUCAGGGACAGAAUCCCACUGGCAGCGAGCUUCAGUUGCAGCUGCAGCAUUGCGACGCCGGCGAGGGCGAGCUGCUCAAGUGCUGCCCACCACCACCGGCUCCAGCGGAGAUCCAGGUGCAGGUCCAGCCGAUGCCACCGCACCGCCUGCUGGGACCAGCAGCCGUGUGCGGAGCCUGCAUCACAUCCGCUCCUGCCUCCUCCUCCUCCUUGGCCGGCGGACGGGGCAGCGAGCCCGGCGAUGAUCUGGAGGAGGAGUACUUCCGGCCGCGCAGCAUCUUCUAUGUGCAUCCGCAUGGCGUCCACGAGUGCGCCGAGUGCGCCCAGCCAGCAGUCCAGUCAGCAGUCCAGUCAGCAGUCAAAUCAGUCCAAUCAGUCCAGUCAGUCCAGACUGCUCAACCGCCAACGCUGCCCACGCUGAGCAAUCCAACGCUCGAUCUCUACGGCAACGACGAGGACGAAGUGGACGGUGACGAGGACGAAGAAGAGGACGAAGAAGAGGACGACGACUCCGAGGACAUCAUGGGCAGCCGGCGAAGGCAGAUCUAUGAGACGGCCUUCGACUGCAAGAUAGCCAAGUCGGAUGACGAUCUGGAUGAGGUGGAUCGCAUCACCAACUGUUCCGUGUUGCUGCAGUUGAGCAAUGGCAAUGGCAAUGGCAAUUGCAAUGCCGGUGACCUUGCCAAGGUCAACUCACUGGUGGGCGGAGGAGCCGCCAAGACGCGGGCAGAGUGCAAAAGGGCCAAGAACUCGAAGAACCAGGCGCUGCAAGAGCAGACGGGCGAGGCCCAUGUCCAGGUGCAUCAGGUGCAGUCGGAGCUGGGCAAAUUGCAGCUCAGCCAGGUGGACCAGCAGAAUCAGAAUCAGAAUCAGGGACAGUCGGGAGCGGCAACUGGUACUGCUACUGCUACUGCCACUGCCACUGCUACUGAUAUUGCUGGUGCACCAGGAAGUGGAGUAAGUGCAUCCAGCACUCAGCAGUUGCCGGUGCGAGGCUAUACCCCGUCGCCGCCCUCAACAGCUCCGUUGCCAAUGAAAUUCCCAGGCAAACAUGAACGCUACCUGAACAUGAACAGCAUACGGAGUGCACCCAAUCUGCCCGCCGCCAAUCCGGCGCAUCCGCGCCUCCGUGAUCUCCGCCUGCCCAUUCAGUCCAUGCGAAACCAGUGCGGUGGCGGUGGCAACAACAGCAGCAAUGACAACAGUCUCACCGACAGCGCCUACGUGAAUCCGCCCUCGACCAACUCGAAUUCGCAUUCGAAUGCCGCCUCGGGUUCGGCCGCCGGAUCGGCUGGAUCUGAUCUGAUAUCGGCAACGACAGGAUCGGCCGCAGCCGUGGUCUCUGCUCCGCGGCGGCCUCGCUCCUUUGUCCUCGAAUCGGGCAGAGUGCUGGAGCUGCGGCGCAGUGCCCAGGGCGGGCACCACCAUCAUAGCCACCAGUACCAGCAUCAGCAGCAGCAGCCGGGCGGUCAUCACCACACUGUGCACCAUCACCACCACCAUGGCCGAAGGAGUCACCAUCAUCGCCAGGGUGCGGGGCAAACGGUCGCCGGCGGAGGUCACAACUACAGCAGCACGGAGAGCAUUGCCACCUCGAGCAGUGGCGGCAGCAUGGAAUCGCUGCGCAGCAGCACCAGCGAGGGCAAUCGCAGCACCUCCAGCUCCGAGUCGCGGCACUCCAGUUCGCUCAGCUCGCACAGCUCGGAGUCGGGCGGCAGCGGUGGCAGUGGUGGCUCCUCCAGCGUGGCCUAUCCCCUGCGAUCGGCGGCGCCGCCGCAGCCGCUGCUGCUGCAGCACUCCAAGCUGCACAUCCUCAGUCCCAUUUCCGACAAAUCCUCGCAGGAGCCGGCCUCGGCCAGUGCCUCCUCGGAGCAGUCACAGCAGCAGCAGUCACAGCAGCAGCAGCAGCAGCAACAACAGAAGGCGCCCAUGGCCAUGCAGGAGGAGGAUUCGAGUGGAGCACCCGCACACGCAGAGAAAAAUCAUGGAGGCACACUGCAGGUCAAUCCCGUGGUCGUCUCCCUGAAGCAGCCGCGCAAUCGGGCCGCUCCCAACAAGGCCCUGCUCCAGCUGGCCGAUGAGCUACUUGGCUCAGACAGUGGCAUAUCGUUGCACUCGCGGGAGGAGGGCAAACCGCAGACUUUGGCCCUGCAGCGUUUGACGCUGCCCAAGCUGCAGUUGAUCGGCGCCAGCGAGGGCACAGCCACUUCCAGUGGAGGAUCAGGAUCAGGAGGCGGAGCAGGAGGAGGAGGAGGAGGAGGUGCCUCCUCAGCGGCAGGAGUAUCUGGAUCGGGUUCCACAGGCACUGCAGCUGGCUUACCGCAGGAUCUGCGUGACCUACCCUUCGACAUGCCCAAGCUGCGACGCCGCAAAACGUUGCAACAGGAGGCCGCCUGCACUUCGGGCAGUGCCACCUCCGUCGAUCUCGGCGAGCUGCCCUUCGACAUGCCCAAGCUGCGGCGCCGGCUCCGGGCCAACCAGGCCGAGAUCAACAACCUGCUGAUGCACAGCACCGAGUCCAGCGGCAUCUCGCAGGCCUCCUCCAGCCACUCCAUGCGCGACGAUCAGAAGCUGGCCAGCAAGCUGGAUACAGCACUUUUCCGGCAGAACCUCACCCUCAACCUAAAUGAGUCGCGCCAGGCCACCAAGCAGUUUGGCAGCCUGGAUCUGCGGGGUCUCAGCAGCAACAAGGAGCUGAACAUGAACCUUGGCCAGGGCUAUGUCACCGCGGUGGACCUAAUCGAUGUGACCAUUCCUCUGGAGCGCCAGGGUUGGUACCAUGGCGCUAUUACGCGAGUUGAGGCGGAGACCACGCUUCGUCCGCUGUCCGAGGGUUCCUUCCUGGUGCGCAACUGCGAGUCCACCAAGCAGGACUACUCGUUGUCCCUCAAGGGCGCUAAGGGCUUCAUGCAUAUGCGGAUCCAGCGCAACGAGACCGGUCAGUACAUCCUGGGCCAGUUCAGCCGUCCCUUCGAGACAGUGCCGGAGAUGAUCCGGCACUUCUGCCUCAACCGGCUGCCAGUGCGCGGUGCCGAGCACAUGUGUCUGAUCGAGCCGGUCAUCGCCCAGCUGCUCUAAGAGGAACUUUGGGGAACUUUGGGGAACUGUGGGGAACGGGCAACGGGCAACGGGAGCGAACCAAACAGAAUUACAUAUUAAUAGCGUGUAGUGGACUUAGGAACCUAUGUGAACAUGUAUGCACUAGUUAUAUUAUGCGAUAGUUGUAAAACGAAGAUGGCAAUUUUUUCAUGUUUUUUUUUUGUCGGCCUCGAGUUUUGUAUGUCGGUCUACUAGCAAACGAGCAAAAAAAAAAAAAAAAAAAAAAAAACACACCCACUCACUCUGACACACGAACUAGUUUAGCGUUUAAAGUAUGUAGCACAUUCAGACAAUACCAGCAAAUUACAAAACAACAAACGAUAUUUAUAUAGAAGGCAUAUAUAUACAAGCAAGACGAUAUAUACAUGUAUGGAUAACAAAAGCACUUGAGGACAGUUGCUAAAACGUAGUACACAAACGACCCGAGAAUACGAAUAGCGCUGAGCUAGUGCUAGAGCUAGAGCUAGAGCUAGAGCUAGAGCUAGAGCUAGAGCUAGAGCUAGAGCUAGAGC